AUGCCGGCGCUCCGGCUUCUGGGGCGUAAAUGGCUGGCCGCCUCAGAUGAUCUCGUGUUUCCGAGUAUAUUCGAACUUCUUUUCCGUUUUGUCUGGUUAGUUCUCAUCGCUUUAGUCGUUGAAGUAUUUUAUCCCAUAACAUGGCAGUGUCAGAGCGAUGGCUGGCAUGGGGGUGCCUUCGUUCGACUCUACUUGUGCGGUACUUUGGCACUGCAGGCGUGUCUUAUGUUGUUGCUCGCAGCACUAGCGCAACAGUCUGCCAGAGGCACCAUCACAGAAACCGAAGCCAGGAAACUGGUUUCACCUUUACUAUUACUUAAAGUAUUUCUUGUGCUGCCAGAAGUGGCGCUGAACGUAAUGGGGACCAUGUGGAUGUUUUGUGAAGUCGUACAUUGUUCGGUAGCGGACACGUUCUCUAGUGUUGUCAUACAAAGUAUAGUGUUAUUCAAUUGGGUCCAACUGGCACUAACAGUAUUCGGGUUGUUUAUGGUUUUUGAUCCUCUUGGAUCUGUAAACUAUGGGGACAUGCAGGACACACCCAACCAGGUGCGUCACCAUAGAAAGGUGACCGGUCUCUGGUCGAGGCGGUUUAGGUGGGCAUUUUGCUGGCUGAAGAGAGAUGAACAUGGCAAAGAAGCUUUUCAACAAGUAGCAGCACUGCUCAGUGCUUUGUUCAGGUCUACGGACCUGGUCCCGUCUGACGUGGUCGCCGGUUGCGUCCUGCUCCGAGUGCGUCAGAAACGCGAGACGAGAGAAAUGCGUCGCAUACAAAUGCUAAACGACGAAGAACCGAUUUACACAACUGACGUCAACAAAGUAUUCUCCGAAACGCCGCCGUGGAUGAAUUUAAAUGAUGCAUUGCACUACUUAAGGUUAUCGAUCGCAGCAUACGGUUGGCCAUACGUGUUGUACCGGCAUUGUCUCACCGGCUUCUGCAAAUUGGCCCGCCAUUUGACCUGUUGUUGCUGUCGGCCAAAGAACUCAAUAGUAACGGAUGAUAAUUGCUGCCUUUGCCAUUUCGCCGGAGUCAAAUACAUGUCAAAGUUAUCCGCGGAUGAUAUCAUCUUCGCUUCGUUCAACAAUCGAGUCUUUGAAUUGCCAUUCUGUGUGAUAUCGGAUCACGAUAGAGAAAGUAUAGUAGUGGCAAUACGAGGAUCCAUAUCUUUAAGAGAUAUCUUUACGGACUUCACGGCUGGGUCCGAAAAGUUUGAGGCUGAUGGUGUACCAGAAGAUACGGCGGCGCAUAAGGGUAUGUCCAUGGGAGCCGCUAAGAUGUUGAGGCGUCUAUUGCCAGUUCUCGACCGAGCGUUCGCGCAAUAUCCGCAUUAUGACUUAGUUCUCACAGGUCACAGUCUUGGAGCUGGAGUAGCAGUACUAGUCGCCUUAAAGUUAAGGCCAAAAUAUCCACAUCUAAAAGUUUUUGCAUUUUCAACCCCAGCGGGUUUAAUAAGUCGAGAAGCUGCGAGGUUUACAGAGAGCUUCGUCAUGACAAUCGGAGUUGGCGAUGAUUUGGUAAUGAGACUCAGUGUUCACAGCAUAGAAAACCUAAGGACCAAAGUCAUACAGACAAUACAUGCUACGAAACUGCCGAAAUAUCGAAUAAUGCUAAACGGUUUCGGCUACGCGUUGUUCGGGGUACCUGCUCGAGACCUGGAGUCCACGUGGCGGCGACCCGAGGACCUGGAGGCCAACAACUCGGAGGAUUCGGACGCGCUGCUCGGUCAGGGCGUGUCCACCGUGAGUGCUGAAGCGGCGCUAGUGUCGCGAAAUGUUUUCGCGCGUCGGUUUUCAUCUGCACGCCUCUUCACGCCGGGCAGAAUCCUGCAUAUUGUAAGACGCAAGCGCAUGGGAAUCGAAAACAACGAAGAUGAUGAAGAAGGGAAAGUGCGCACGCAGGAGCCGACUUACGAAAUGAGGUGGGCGUGUGCUGAAGACUUCAUGGAAUUACAAGUGAUGCCCAGGAUGCUCUUAGACCACUUGCCAGAGAACGUACAUCGCACCAUACAAACAGUUAUUGAAGAAAAACAUUCAUAUCGCGUCACUCAAGUAGUUUAGAUAGACGCUUUCGUCUAAAUUGAAAGUGUCCUGGUUGUGUCUCUGGCAGUCUGGCCUACGACAUAGAGACUAAGCGUUAGAGUGUAUAUACCUACGUAAGAAAAAAUAAACUGGUUUUUUAAAUAAAACUUGUUAGUAAAAUUACUUAUAUAAA
Melitaea cinxia (Glanville fritillary) is the source of this 2209-nucleotide messenger RNA. It is a transcript of the gene inaE, whose product is annotated as diacylglycerol lipase-beta. NCBI's taxonomy places the organism in Eukaryota, Metazoa, Arthropoda, Insecta, Lepidoptera, Nymphalidae. Gene Ontology annotation, biological process: lipid metabolic process. The transcript is spliced from 14 exons. The record is from RefSeq and is a predicted model, not a curated record. The coding region runs from base 1 to 2055 and encodes 684 amino acids.